Messenger RNA from Pocillopora meandrina, 1107 nucleotides. The record is from the annotation of a GenBank genome assembly. NCBI's taxonomy places the organism in Eukaryota, Metazoa, Cnidaria, Anthozoa, Scleractinia, Pocilloporidae.
AUGACUCAGAGAUAUAACAUAACCUUUCAUGCAGUAAAAUCAAAUAAUGAUGUCGUCAAAUUUGAGGAGUCUUUGGACCCUUACUCUGCAUUCCGGAGAGCAUCCGAGGACUCCACAGUCCCUGAUCAACCUCUUUGGGGUCUUUUAGUGUGGCAAGUCGUUGGCAUCUUUUUGCUUGGUCUCAUUUUGAUAUGUAGGUACUUUUAAUUUUGAGUUUGUUAUAAAUUUUGAAGAACCUUUUCCUUUUUAAAAACCUAUUCUAUCUAUUCAAUCUUGUAUAAGCUGGAGAAAACAAGCCAUUUGGAAAACGACAACACCGAGCCGGUAAUGUCUGAAAAAAAACUACUUUCAUUUACAUAACGCACUUUCGUUCAAUAUCAAUCGUUGCCUAAAAAAUGACCUAAAAUGGCUGUUAUUGUAUUGCUUUUCCCAAAAUUAAUCAAGGGAAAAUAUAAUGUAAGGCUUCACGGCUUGGAUUGUUUAUUGUAGGUGCCGUGUCUUGUUAUUGCUGCGAACGUUACUCAGUAAGGAUUCCAAAGACUAAGACAGAAGCUAACUUGGCUGAACACGAUCAAAAGCUUUCCGCCUUGGAUGAGUUCUCAAGAGUAAAAUACGACAAAAGAAGACUGAGCGGCGAGUCUGAACUGCUGCUUUAACUGCUAAGAGAAAGACUGGAACAUUGAUUAACCUCGACAUUGUGAACUGAACAGUUUGGAGUUUGUUAGUUUUGUGGCUGGUGGGUUCAUUGGCGUAAAUAAGGAUAUUGUUUCUUGUCUGUGAAGAAAGGUGAAGGUCUGUUGCCGUGUCCUUAAAACAAUUUCAAUGGCAAACGAGGUGUUUUGCUCAAAAUUAAGCAUCAUGUAAUCGCUCUUUUCUCGAGUAACCUCGUAAAAUCUACCAUUAGACUCGAUCUUGAAUGGUAAGGUUUCAGUUAAAAAAAUAUACAUUUGGUCAGAGACUGAGGCUGUGUGGAAGGGUGAGAAGUCAGCUUCUAGGGGGUGUUAAUGUAAAAUAAAGUAAAAUUACACCCAGUGUACUCCGAAAAUGACACCUUAUGGGCUUCUGUCAAAAAGACAAUUCCAUAAAAAAAUUUGCAAAUGUCAGAGA